This is a messenger RNA of Gongylonema pulchrum, 759 nucleotides long. The record is from the annotation of a GenBank genome assembly. Lineage: Eukaryota; Metazoa; Nematoda; Chromadorea; Rhabditida; Gongylonematidae.
AAACUGUCUGAGCGAUAUGAUCUGAAGGAGAGCCGCGAGCUGGGUCGGCCGCCCCAUUUCACGCAGACAUUGGUUUCAGCAGUAGCUGCUUGUGGUGACGAAGCUAGGUUCGAAGGAAUUGUUACCGGGUGGCCAACACCGGAAGUGACAUGGACAAAGGAUGGUAUCCCGCUUUCCAAGACAACCAGUCCAGAGCUGAUUUUUUCGAGCAUCGGUGGGCGUGUGUCACUAUCCUUUCCUGCGGCGCAACCUGAGCAUGCCGGCAAGUACAUGUGCACGGCCAAAAAUGCGUCCGGCGUCGCAACUUCCAGUGCUCAGCUUGUCGUUAGACCACGAACUGUUGCGCCAGACUUUGUGCGCCGAUUAAUCAGCGAAGAAGUAGCAGAAUCUGAAACACUGAAAUGGACGGUCCAGGUGACUGGCGACCCAGUACCAAAAGUCACCUGGCUGAGGGACGGACAGAUCAUACCGAAUUGCGAUGAAAUUCGUCUGAUUGACGAGGGCAACGGUGUGCACACGAUGGUUAUUGUCCGGGUCAAAAUGGCCGACAGUGGCCAGUUCACAUGCCUUGCGGAGAAUAUCGCCGGCGAAGCGCGUAGCACUGCAGAUCUUGUGGUGCGGCCUGCAGACUCCGAGCCUGGCAAUUAUUUCCAUGUAACAAAGGUGACUCAGGAGAAGCAAAUAAAGGGCGAAGAAGUGAACCGAAACGAAAGUUUUGCAAUCGAAAAUCCGCGCAUGUCAUCCGCUGGCAUGCAGUGA